Messenger RNA from Colletotrichum higginsianum IMI 349063, 1548 nucleotides. Its product is annotated as Monooxygenase. The record is from RefSeq and is a predicted model, not a curated record. Gene Ontology annotation, molecular function: NADP binding; flavin adenine dinucleotide binding; N,N-dimethylaniline monooxygenase activity. Bases 1 to 1548 code for a protein of 515 amino acids. The transcript is spliced from 4 exons. NCBI's taxonomy places the organism in Eukaryota, Fungi, Ascomycota, Sordariomycetes, Glomerellales, Glomerellaceae.
AUGCCGUCUGAAUCUCGUAUCGAGAAUCCCUUCUUCCACCCCUUCCUCUUCAUCUUCCAGAUCUGGCAAUGGUUCGCCGAUAAGAUCUUCUCGCCCACGCCCCCGGAGCCGAGCACCCGCUUGAGCCGGCCCAAAAUUGCCGUCAUCGGAGCUGGUAUCACUGGUGUGACGUCCGCCGCCCACUGCAUCGGCCAUGGUUUCGACGUCGUCAUCUUCGAGGCCGGCGGUCGCGAGAAUCUGGGCGGAAUUUGGAGCAGAGUGAACAACUCGUCAAGCCUGCAGAUCCACUCGAUGAUGUUCCGAUUCCAUCCCUCGGUCAAGUGGGAGCGCGGGUACCCGGACAGACAGCAGAUUCUCAGCCAAGUGAAGCAGCUGUGGGAAAAGUACGGCCUGGAAACCCGGACCAAGUUCAACACUGCCGUCGAGAAGGUCUACCAGGAUGAGAAGGGUAGAUGGGUCAUCAACAACACGGCCAAUGGCCACUUUGAGGGUGUCAUCGCCGCUGUCGGCACCUGUGGCGAGCCCAAGAUGCCCCAGCUCCCGGGUCUCGAGAAUUUCAAGGGCAAUGUCUAUCACUCCAGCCAGCUUACCGGGAAAAACGCCAAGGGCAAGAAGAUGGUCGUCAUCGGCGGCGGCGCCAGUGCCGUCGAGGCCUUGGAGUUCGCCGUCGACGAAGAGGCCGAGAAGACGUCCAUCCUGUCUCGCAGCGACAAAUGGAUCAUCCCCCGCAACCCCAUCGUGAACAUGCUGCUCGCCAUGAACAUCCUCGGCCAAGAGACCCGCCUGUCGUGGAUCCCCGAGACCUUGUUGCGAAAGCUCUUCUACCGGGACCUGCAGGAAAUUGCGCCCUACAGCAAGGGCAUCUACAUGGACACGCCCAUGGUGAACAGCCAGGUCAUGGACACCAUCCGGUCCGGCCAAGCCGAGUGGGUUCGCUGCGACAUUGAAGGCUUCACCGCGGAUGGAGUCAUUGUCAACCGGCGUGCCCAAGGCGUGCCCAAGGGAGGCCCCGGCCGGAGACAGGUCAUCCCCGCCGACAUGGUCGUGAUGGCGACCGGAUACAAGCGUCCCUCGCUGGAAUUCCUCCCGGAGGACUGCUUCAAUGACCCGUAUGCGCCUCCCAACUGGUACAUCCAGACCUUCCCGCCGAACCACCCCUCCAUCUCUGCUAUAAACUGCACGUAUGUAGCCGCCAUCGGCACCGUCGGUAACUGGCAUAUCGGCAUCUACACCAGGAUUCUCCUCAUGUUCCUCAUCGACCCGAUGACGAGGCCCCAUCCCUUCUGGAUGAAGGCCUGGAUCGAGAUGACCAAGCUGCUCAAGUCCGCCGCCCCCACCGGCGCCUUUGACUUCUUCACCUACCUCGAGCUUCUCUGGUGGUUCGCCUUCAGCGUCACCUUCAACCCGUUCCGAUGGAAGUGGGCCUUCUUCGUCUUCUUCGGCUUGGGCUUCAUGUUGCCGAAGCGAGUCGUCGAGGUCGAGAGCCGUAUCCGGAACGGCAUGGGCUUCCAGGACGAGGUCGGCCGCGACGUGGGACACAGCAUCUGA